UCCAGAACCCUUCAGUCAGAACCAUAGGAUCUUGUUGGUUUCUUGGGGACUUCUGGUCUCCUGGAGCUGUUGGCCGCCUGGACAGGCCCUCAGGAGUUCAUCGGAUGGAGGAUCUGGGGAGGGAGAAAACUGCAGCCCUGAGAGCAACCUCUGGGUAGAAGCUGCCAUUCCGCUCUCCACUCUGCUGUCGAGACAAGCACAUCCCCCCAUCCAGGACAGGCUCCAUGGAGAGUUCAGAUGUGGAGCUGGACUUCCAGAGGAGCGUGCAGGCCGUGCUGCGAGAGCUCAACACCCCGAACCCAGCCCUCCAGAGUACUCAGGGCAUGUGGAGAUGGUCUCUGCACAAGAAGGUGGAGAGAAAUCCAGGAAAGAGCUCGGUGCUGGUCCGAAUUCUGCUCAGAGAGCUGGAGAAGGCGGAAAGCGAGGACACCAGGCAUGUCAUCAUCCCCCUGCUGCUCACUCUAAUGUACGUGCUCACUAAGGCCACAGGCAUCACGGAAGACCUCUACCACAGAGCUUAUACCUUCUGCACCAGGCUCCUGACCCUGCCUGCCCCCUACUCCACAGUGGCCUUAGACUGUGCCAUAACGCUGAAAAUAGAGACGGCCGUCCCAGGUACACUGUACCAGAGGACCGUCCUCGCCGAGCAGAACCUGACAAGUGAACUGUACCCUUACCAGGACAGAGUGUUCCUGUUUGUGGACCCUGAGCUGGUCUCUGCCUCCGUGUGCAGCGCCCUGCUGCUGGAGAUCGAGGCAGCCCAGGAGCAGCACAGCCCCGAGGCCUGCAUGCGCCACGUGGUCUCCCACGCCCUGAAGGCAGCUCUGGGGGAAGCCUGCCACACAGGCGCUCUCACCAGGAAGCUGCAGGCCAGCUCCCGCCGCGCCCUGGAGCACUAUUUCCACGCCGUCGUGGCUGCCGUAGAGCAGGUGGCUAGCGAGGACAGCCCCAGCCGGCUGGCACACCUGGAGAGGCUGGAGGAGAUUUACUGCUCGCUGCUCGGGUCGGCGGCCACCAGACGGCGCUGCGUCGGAGACCUUCUCCAAGACCGACUGCCGGGCAUCCCCCUGCCCAGCCCCUCCAUCACCUUCCACCUGUGGAGCGACCCUGAGCAGCUCUGGAAGGAACUGGUGCUCUUCCUGCGCCCACACUCCCAGCUGCGCCUCAGUUCUGACCUGGAGGCCUUGGAUCUACAAGGCCUGGGGCUGGACUGGGACCUGGCCAGGGUGUCCACCGACAGCGGUAUUGAGCGGGACCUCCCCUUCGGGAGUGACGAGCUGCCGGCCCCCAGCAGCCCUGAGAUGGAGCCGGCUGCACUGCAGCGCAAGGGGGGCGUCAGGAAGCGCGUGUGGCCCCCCGACUUCUCCGUGCCUGGCAGCUGGGACGGGCCCCCGGGGCUGCAUCGGAGGACCGGCCGGCCCAGCGGGGACGGGGAGCUGCUGCCUGGGGUCUCCAGGGUGCAUACAGCGCGCGUGCUGGUGCUGGGGGAUGACAGGGUGCUGGGGCGCUUGGCCCAGGCUUACUACAGACUCAGGAAACGGGAGAGCAAGAACUUCUGCCUCGCUCCUAGGCUCAGCCUGCAGCUCUACUACAUACCCGUGCUGCCGCCUCAGGAUCCAGAAGCAUCCAGGAAGGCAGAGCUGGGAGAGAUGGCUUCCUUCCUGGGUCGGGCAGACCCGUGGUACGAAAGCACCAUCAACACGCUGUGCCCCGCCAUCCUCAAGCUGGCUGAGAUGCCUCCCUGCCUGGACACAUCCCGGACUGUGGACCCCUUUAUCCUGGAUGUCAUCACGUACUACGUCCGCAUGGGCAACCAACCCAUCUACUUCCAGCUCUACAAGGUGAAGAUCUUCACCAACCUGAGUCAUGACCCUACAGAGGAUGUUUUUCUCACCGAGCUGAAGGUGAAGAUCCAAGACUCCAAGUCCCCCAAAGAGGGUUCUUCACCCCGAAGGAGAGGGGCAGCCGAGGGCCUCGGAGCUGAGCUAUCUUUAUGCUACCAGAAGGCCCUGCUCAGCCACAGGCCCCGAGAGGUCACUGUUUCUCUGCGGACCACCGGGUUGGUGCUGAAGGCCAUUCCAGCUGGUGACACUGAAGGGUUCUCCCAGUGCACCGUGCCCAACGCCUCCUCUGCUCCGGGCUGCUCGCGCCUGCGCGUCAGCGUGACGGAGGUCGUCAAGUCCUCCAAUCUAGCAGGAAGGUCGCUCACGACAGCAACAAACACCUUCUGGACAUCCAGUAUCCAAGUCCAGAGCCAAGACCAGAGGCUGCUCACGCUGUGGCUGGACAAGGAUGGCGGGCGCACUUUCAGAGAUGUGGUCAGAUUUGAGGCUGGUCCCUGCCCAGAGCCAUGUUCACGGGCCCAGAAAUCCAAAAUGGCGGGCCUCAAUUCACAAGGGCAGGAGACAGAAAAGAACAUGGUCAAGCCCAGUUCUCUCCUGAUGCCCAUCAACACGUUCUCUGGCAUCAUCCAGUGAGCCUGCCGGGACGGUGGAAGGUCUGGAUCCAAAUUCAAGAACAAGGACACACUGCCUGCCCAACACAGCACGCACACUGACAACCUGCUGGGCAGCUGUGCCUGGACCAGGAGCCAGAGAAUGCCCGGGAACUGAGAGAGCCUGGGCUGGGAGGACAGACCCAUCCCACGGAUGCCGGAUUGCCGGAUUGCCGGACAGCGCUGGGCUGGACACAUGCACACACAAGCCAGCCCCUUCCGGAAACAUCAUUCCUGUGGCAAUGCUCAUCUCGUUCCUCAUGCUGGCUCAAGCUCCCGGGGGAGUCAGAAAGCUGGUGUCAAAUAGCCGCAGCUGUGGCUGGGGGUCGGUGGUAGAGCCCUCGCCUGGUCUAUGGGAGGCCUUGGGUUUGACCCUGGUGCCAUAAAAAGGGGUGAAAGCUGAUGAGUACAACAUUUGUACGGAGUCCUGUGGCUGAGGAAGAAGCAGGAAGUGUGUAAGGAGCGCUGUACUGCUUCCUGCUGAGUCCAUAUGGUCUCCAGGCCAUGAUUCACCCGUGUCACAGCAGAGAAGACAGUGAUAGUAUCAA
Molecule: messenger RNA, 3042 nt
Organism: Psammomys obesus (fat sand rat)
Lineage: Eukaryota; Metazoa; Chordata; Mammalia; Rodentia; Muridae
Gene: Pik3r6
Product: phosphoinositide-3-kinase regulatory subunit 6
Exons: 20
Coding region: 225-2477 (750 amino acids)
Biological process (GO): positive regulation of MAP kinase activity; G protein-coupled receptor signaling pathway
Cellular component (GO): phosphatidylinositol 3-kinase complex, class IB
Molecular function (GO): 1-phosphatidylinositol-3-kinase regulator activity
Source: RefSeq, a predicted model, not a curated record